Messenger RNA from Anopheles moucheti, 571 nucleotides. It is a transcript of the gene Dad1, whose product is annotated as dolichyl-diphosphooligosaccharide--protein glycosyltransferase subunit DAD1. Gene Ontology annotation, cellular component: oligosaccharyltransferase complex; membrane. Lineage: Eukaryota; Metazoa; Arthropoda; Insecta; Diptera; Culicidae. The transcript has 2 exons. Bases 119 to 457 code for a protein of 112 amino acids. Gene Ontology annotation, biological process: protein N-linked glycosylation. The record is from RefSeq and is a predicted model, not a curated record.
AUAGCACACGUCAUAAAUACAACAAUAUAAAAAAUCGGCAUAAUCAGAUCUGCGAUCGGUAGCUUUUCCUUUGUAUUAAAUCGAAUUCUAGCCUUCUUACUAGCGUUUGCUAUCCACCAUGAAAAACCUUACGGAAGUGUUGCAUAAGUUCUACGAUGAGUACACGCACAAAACGCCCAAGAAGCUGAAAAUCGUUGACGCAUACUUGCUGUACAUUCUGCUGACCGGCAUCACGCAGUUUGUUUACUGCUGCCUCGUUGGAACAUUCCCGUUCAACUCAUUCCUGGCUGGUUUUAUCAGCACGGUGAGCUGUUUCGUGCUGGGUGUGUGCCUCCGCCUGCAGUCAAACCCCCAGAACAAGGAACAAUUUUUGGGAAUCUCGCCAGAACGUGGUUUCGCUGAUUUCGUGUUUGCUCACAUAAUUCUUCACUUGGUUGUGGUCAAUUUCAUCGGCUAAAAAGCAUUCGCUGCAGGGGCUGUAUUGCAGCUGCAAUUAGGUGUUGUAAGUUGAUAAAAUUACACGAGUAAGAAUUGAUAAAUACAAAUGAAGCUUGACCGAGCGUGAGUGAAC